AUGGACUCAUUUGAAGAAUUUAGAUUUAAACAUGGCUCAUUAAUUGGUGGGGGAAGGAAAGGUUUUAUGUGCCUUUCAUUACGUCUAGCAAAUAUUCUCCAAGCCUUAGCAAAUUUAUUUUUUGGAGUCGGAUAUCUCUUUACUUUCUUCCUAUUUCCAUGGUCUAAGUUAUUAAAUAUCUUUAAUGGAGCUUCAAUUACCUUGGAAUUUGAUCCCGAAUUGUCGUUUGUUGACUAUGUUAAUUUCAAAAUUGCUACUCUUUUAUAUUCCUUCAAUAAUAUACAAACUGGAAGCUAUAUUAGUGAAAUGGAAACUUUAGUCAGAGAUAAAAUAGUGAUUAUACUUGCAUCGUGUUUAGUGAUGUUUUCAUUUGCUACUUUUCUGUUUACUUUCUUUGGUGUACUAACUCACUCACAACAUUUAUUGCGUCUUUCAAUAUUUAGCUCUUUGGGAAUAUGUAUUACUCAAUUUAUAGGUUUAUUUUAUUUCCCUAAUUUGUCUAUUAAGCUUGGUUUUGGGCCAUUCAAAACUGAGGUCUUAUUAUUAUUAUCUAUUUUUUUACUAAUAUAUUUUGCGUGGUCGAUUCAUUUACUUUAUUCUUUGUACAAAGUUAUAAAAGCAGGUGGUACAGGUAGUGAAUAUCUGUCUUAUAGAGAAAUAAUAGAUAAAAGGAAUUUCUUGAGAUGGAGGUCCUGGAAAGAAAGAGAACUUGAAAGAGGGGUUGUAUAUGGGAGAAAUGUUAAUACUACAGCAGAACAUGAUAGAUUUCCCUUACUAAAGAAAUGA
Messenger RNA from Cryptosporidium muris RN66, 786 nucleotides. RefSeq lists its product as uncharacterized. NCBI's taxonomy places the organism in Eukaryota, Apicomplexa, Conoidasida, Eucoccidiorida, Cryptosporidiidae. Bases 1 to 786 code for a protein of 261 amino acids. The transcript has a single exon. The record is from RefSeq and is a predicted model, not a curated record.